Molecule: messenger RNA, 1221 nt
Organism: Eptesicus fuscus (big brown bat)
Lineage: Eukaryota; Metazoa; Chordata; Mammalia; Chiroptera; Vespertilionidae
Gene: RNASET2
Product: ribonuclease T2
Exons: 10
Coding region: 282-1025 (247 amino acids)
Biological process (GO): RNA catabolic process
Cellular component (GO): extracellular region
Molecular function (GO): ribonuclease T2 activity; RNA binding
Source: RefSeq, a predicted model, not a curated record
CAGCGCGGGGGCGCCGUGGGGCGGGUCUGCCAGUCCCCGGAGGCGGCAGGGGCGUGCCCGUGUGGGCGGGUCCGGAGCUGGGCCGGGCCCCGGGGCGGAAACGACCAGGCCUGGCGACAGCGGCGGCCGGGACAGCCGGGUAGCGGCGCGGCGCGGGCAGGAUCGCGGCUGCGGCUGGCGGGCUCCGUUUCAGGGACGCGCAGGGCCGGCUGGACCGCCUGCCCCGCGGGCUCCGGAAGCCGAGCCUUCGGCCCCCGCCCGGCGGCUCCACGGGCUCCGCGAUGAAGCCGGCAGCGCCUGGCCGCGCCCUCCUGUGCGCCCUCGGCCUGGCCCUCUGCCUGAGCUGCGCGCACGGGCUCCCGAGGAGCAGUGGCAGCCAGGAGUGGAAGAAGCUGAUUAUGGUCCACCACUGGCCUGCGACCGUGUGUAAGAGAGCUGAAGAUGGCUGCAGAGAGCCCCCGGACUACUGGACGAUCCACGGGCUGUGGGCUGACAAAGCGGACAUGUGUAAUCGGUCGUGGCCCUUUAAGUUGGACGAGAUUAAGGACCUCAUGCCGGACAUGAAGAUGUACUGGCCCGACGUGCUCCACCCGUCUCCCAACAGCAGCUACUUAUGGAAGCACGAGUGGGAGAAGCACGGGACCUGCGUGGCGCAGCUGGAAGCCCUCAGCUCCGAGAGGAAGUACUUCGGGAAGGCCCUGGACCUGUACCGGGGGCUGGCGCUCAACAGCAUGCUCCAGAAGCUGGGGGUCCUCCCGUCCGGGGGCAAUUACUACCAGGUGUCAGACAUCAAAGACGCCCUCGCCGGCCUGUACGGAGUCGCGCCCAAGAUCCAGUGUCUCCCGCCGGAGCAGGGCGAGGAGGUGCAGCUGCUGGGGCAGAUCGAGCUGUGCUUCACCAAGGACCUGCAGCUGCGGAACUGCACGGAGCCCGGGGAGCCGGCGGGCGGGGCGUGGGGCGCCGGCCUCGCCCAGGACCUGGAGGUGUGCAAGGACGGCCCCGUCUUCUACCCGCCGCCCCCCUAGCCCGGCCCUGAGGCGCGUCUGGGCCUGGGGCGUCCGAGUGGUGAGAGGACCCACAGGCUGCUGUCCAAAGGCAGCGGAACCGCGUGGCUGCCGUGGCUGCCGUGGCCCCCGCGCCGUGGCUCAGCCUGUUCCGUUUUGCUUUUCACUCCACGGGUGGAUGGAUUCCGCAUCCCUGAAUAAAGCCGUUCUCUCUCUC